AUGAGCUCGCAGUACAGGCCCACAAAAUGUACAAAUUUAAACAAAACACGUGACCUCUUGGCCAACGUAUACACCACUCGACGAUCGGUGAGACCCAACUGUGCGGGGACAAAUAGAAGCGAUAUGGUGAAUUGCGAUAGAAAUAUGACCAUAAGUGUGUUUAUAAUGAAUGGAUGUCUGAAGAUAUUACGCCGGAUAUCAGAGACUCUGAUUCAGAUUAUCCAACUAUCCACCUGGUCCAAUUCCACUACCAUAUUUAGAAAUAAAAAACAACACAUAAACCAAGAACUGUCAAAACUAUACAAACUGUAUGGACCGGUGGUGACCGUAUGGGUCGGUCCCAUACCUAUCGUACUUAUCGGUGAUCCGGAUAUUGUUAAACAAGCUUUUAAACAACGAGAAUGCUCGGGAAAAUUUCAAGUUUUGCUUGGUUCAAUUUUCAACGAUGACAAUCAUAGAGAUGUGGCAUUCAAUAGUCACUUAGAAAGUGUGGUUCAGCUGAGAAAAAUGACCAUGUCUACUAUUCGGAAAUAUACAAAAUCAACGGAUUUUGAAACCUUAUUGAACACAACUGUCGAUGAAAUCUUUGUACAAAUGUUGACCAAAGAGGGAAUCGAUCGGCCGUUUAAACCUCAAUCUUAUUGUCACGAAUUGGUUAUGAAUAUGAUGAAUCAGGAAAUGCACACAAACUUUCAGUAUCCAAGCCAUUACUUUGGACAUGAAAUGAACAAUUUGUACGGCAUAUACGAGUUUAUACCCAUUGCGAGAUAUUUUAUGGCCAAUCCUUUGAAAAAAUUACAACAAAUAUAUAUUAAAUGUUUUGAAUACACAAAAAAUGAAUUAAAAUUACGCGAUAAUAAUUACGACGAGAGUAAUGGCCGAGACUUUUGCAGUAAGUUUAUUGACGCCAAACGCCGGGCAGAGGCGGAGGGAAAGCCGGGCUUUGAAUGUUUGAAUGAUAAUAAUAUUGCGGCCGCAGUUAUGGACAUCGAUUGGCAGCAAAUCAUGCGAAAUGAAGUGAACGAUAGACUGGGCGAUAGGGCACCGGUUGUGGCCGAUAAACACCAUUUGCAUAAUGUUAUGGCAUUCGUAUACGAGACCAUUCGUUGGAGAAACGCAGGGCCUAUGGGGGCACCGCAUAUGACUUUAUCGGAUACCAUAUUAGGUUAA
Messenger RNA from Medioppia subpectinata, 1170 nucleotides. The record is from the annotation of a GenBank genome assembly. NCBI's taxonomy places the organism in Eukaryota, Metazoa, Arthropoda, Arachnida, Sarcoptiformes, Oppiidae.